This is a messenger RNA of Solanum lycopersicum (tomato), 543 nucleotides long. RefSeq names its product histone H2B.3-like. Gene Ontology annotation, molecular function: structural constituent of chromatin; DNA binding; protein heterodimerization activity. NCBI's taxonomy places the organism in Eukaryota, Viridiplantae, Streptophyta, Magnoliopsida, Solanales, Solanaceae. Gene Ontology annotation, cellular component: nucleosome. The record is from RefSeq and is a predicted model, not a curated record.
AUGGCUCCGGUAGAUAGAGUUGCUCCGAUAGGAGCUUAUUCAGGGACAGAUGGAGGAGAAAACAAUCUAACUCCAGUAGCCAAGUUUCAACUUCCUAAUUAUCAAGCUUUAAAGUGGAGAGAAUUCUUCCCUUCAAUGGAAGCAAAGGCAGAGACCAAGUCGUCGGCUGAGAAGGCUGCUGCCGCCGUCGCUGAAAAAUCAAAGUCCAUAAUGAAGAUUCCUACGUACGCCACCGGAGAUAAAAAGAGUAAGACGUCGAAGAAGUCUGUUGAAACUUACAAGAACUACAUCUUUAAGGUGUUGAAACAAGUUAAUCCAGAUCUGGACAUUUCAAGCAAGGCUAUGGGAAUCAUGAAAAACUUCAUCAAUGAUAUCUUUGAAAAACUUUCUCAGGAGUUCUCUACACUUGCUAGGUACAACAAGAAGCGUACCAUCACUACUUGGGAGAUUCAAACUGCUGUCUGGUUGGUUCUACCCGUUGAAUUGGCAAAGCAUGCUGCAAUUGAGGGUACUACGACGGUUUCCAAAUUCAAAAUAUCUUAG